Molecule: messenger RNA, 3237 nt
Organism: Loxodonta africana (African savanna elephant)
Lineage: Eukaryota; Metazoa; Chordata; Mammalia; Proboscidea; Elephantidae
Gene: CHRNA2
Product: cholinergic receptor nicotinic alpha 2 subunit
Exons: 1
Coding region: 493-1563 (356 amino acids)
Biological process (GO): regulation of membrane potential; synaptic transmission, cholinergic; monoatomic ion transmembrane transport
Cellular component (GO): plasma membrane; neuron projection; synapse
Molecular function (GO): acetylcholine-gated monoatomic cation-selective channel activity; acetylcholine receptor activity
Source: RefSeq, a predicted model, not a curated record
GAUUAGGUCUUAUAUUCCUCUACCCCCACAGCUCGAUAGAGGCCCUAGAUGAUAAGGCUGCCUCAAAUAUGCAAGUUACAUGGAUGGAAUCAAGAAAGGAGUUUCACCAGCAAAGCUGUUAGGUCUUUUCUUUGUAAGGAAGUAAGGACCCCAAGGGGAGAGAACAUAUAAGUAAUUACUCUGAAGUAUUAAACACAUAAAAACAGGUGAUAAAAGCACAAAUAUGUAAAAAUGUUAUCUGUGGCAAAGGAAAUACAUCAAAAUGUUAGUAGUGAUUAUUUUAAAAAUUCUUGGUGCUUUAGUAUAUUCUUCAAAAUUUCUUCUUUUGUGUUAAAAAAUGGUCUUUAAAAAGACAACCCCUGUAGCUAUAAAUUUUCUGUGUGCUGGGCAAGCCUUAUGCACUUACAUAAAACCUAAACAACUUGGCCAGGUCUGACUUUGUUAUUGGAUUACCCCUCCUGCCAGCUACCUGGAGCAGCCUGGCUUGGGCAGAUGGAGUGUGCAAGGCUCCCGAACUCCUUUCCUCUCCCCAGUGCAGAUGGGGAGUUUGUGGUGACCCACAUGACCAAGGCCCACCUCUUUUCCACGGGAACAGUGCACUGGGUGCCCCCCGCCAUCUACAAGAGCUCCUGCAGCAUCGACGUCACCUUCUUCCCCUUCGAUCAGCAGAACUGCAAGAUGAAGUUUGGCUCCUGGUCCUAUGACAAGGCCAAGAUUGACUUGGAGCAGAUGGAACAGACGGUGGACCUGAAGGACUACUGGGAGAGUGGUGAGUGGGCCAUCAUCAACGCCACAGGUACCUACAACAGCAAGAAGUAUGACUGCUGUGCUGAGAUCUAUCCCGAUGUCACUUACUACUUUGUCAUCCGGCGGUUGCCCCUCUUCUACACCAUCAACCUCAUCAUCCCCUGCCUGCUCAUCUCCUGCCUCACCAUGCUUGUCUUCUACCUGCCCUCGGACUGUGGCGAGAAGAUCACCCUCUGCAUCUCUGUACUGCUCUCACUCACUGUCUUCCUCCUGCUCAUCACCGAGAUCAUCCCUUCCACCUCCCUGGUCAUUCCACUGAUUGGCGAAUACCUGCUUUUCACCAUGAUCUUUGUCACCCUUUCUAUCAUCAUCACUGUCUUUGUGCUCAAUGUCCACCACCGCUCUCCCAGUACCCACAAUAUGCCCCACUGGGUGCGGGUGGCCUUUCUGGGCUGUGUGCCCAGGUGGCUUCUGAUGAACCGGCCCCUGCCACCCUUGGAGCUCUGGGACCCCUCAGGCCUGGAGCUCAGCCCCUCUUAUCACUGGCUGGAGACCGAUAUGGAUAUGGAGGAGAGAGAGGAGAAAGAGGAGGAUGAAGACAGAUGGGUGUGUGCAGGCCAUUCACCCCCCUUGAUUGGUGCCAUCUACAGCCACGAGGGCCUAUAUCCAGGGGCCUCAGGCCCCAAGGCUGAGGCCCAGGGACAGAAGAGUGGGCUCCUGCUGUCACCUAGCAUACAGAGAGCACUGGAAGGUGUGCACUAUAUUGCUGAUCACCUGAGGUCUGAGGAUGCUGACUUUUCGGUAAGUUGGAGCUGAGCAAGGGGCCCCUUGUACACUAGCUUAGUAGGAACCACAGGGUGUUAGCCUGUGCCAACUGAAGCUCCUCCCUUGAGGACCCAUCUCCCUUAGUCAUGGCCCUUCAGUGCCCGGAAUACAUUGUGGUGGGUAAUAGCUAGGUAGUAGACUCUUGUUGUUAGUUGCCAUUGAGUUGGUUCUGACUCACGGCGACGCUACGCAUGCUGAGAACUGCUCCAUAGGGUUUUCAAGGCUGUGACCUUUCAGAAGCAGAUUGCCAGGCCUGUCUUCUGAGGUGUCUCUGGGUGGCUUCAAACCACCAACCGUUCAGCUAGUAGUCGAGUGCUUAACCAUUUGUGCCACACAGAUUCUUAGGACAUUUUAUUAGCAGAUGGCAGAAUACCACGGAAGUCAAGACAGCGACUCGCAGACAGUGAGUGGGAGAGGGGGAGAUCUUAGAAACUAAACUUCCCCAGUUCCACCUCAUGCCAGCCAUUUGUCAACAUUACCCUGUAUGGUGGGAGGUGGAGAGGCAGGAGGAGGUGGAGGGAAUAUUCUCAGGAAAGAUCAAACAAAUGAGUUCACUGUUUUAGCCUUCCACUUUUGUCCUGGAUGGUCUCCUGCUUCUUCUUGUUCAUGGGCUCUGGAUGUUUUGUGAACUUCCGUAUUCACCCAAACUCUGAUGAAUCUUGAUUGUAGCAGAUAGGCUUCCACCCCCGUCCCCACCAUGUCCCACAUUAUUAGGUGAGCAGUGCAUGGCCCAGGAUCACAGAAUUCUUCUUAUCACACAAGUGCCAACUUAUUAACUUAAAAAAAGGAUAAAAGGCCAGGAGGUUCUUACUGGGUGGCCUUGUUCAGUCAAUAAGAAAAAUUAAUCAUUAUCUAAUCCGGGAACAACUUGGAAUCCAGACUCCCUUGCCUAGGCUGUGAGCUUAAGAUUCUCCCUGAGUCCCACAAAGGGUCCUGCAAUCUUCCCUAGGUUGCACCUACCCUUACCAACCUCCCUCUCUCCAUUUCCUGCAGGUGGGUGGGAAGGCAACAUGGGGCAGCAAAGUCUUUGCCAUUCUGUAACUGCUGGGCAUUGCAUUUAAAUCACUUAAGGUCCCUUUGGAUGCAGUGGUGGCAUAGUGGUUAAGUGCUAUGGCUGCCAACCAAGAGGUUGGCAGUUUGAAUCCACCAGGUGCUCCUUGGAAACUCUAUCGGGCAGCUCCACUCUGUCCUAUAGGGUCACUAUGAGUUGGAAUUGACUCGACAGCAGCGGGUUUGGUUUUUGGCUUGGUUAAAGGUCCCUUUGGGAGGGUCCCUGCUUGUAAGUGGCUCCAGCCUUUACCUGGAUACCUAGCCACCCUUUACCUGGAACUUAGGAGCCUAUAGAAAGGCUUUGAACCAUAUGGAGGGAGUGGGAUAUGUCAGGAGUCAUUAGGUGAGGAUUAUUUGAGCCUUGAGUCAACCAUAUUUCUGCUUUCCACCCACUCCUCUCUCUGCACUGGCUUUUAGCUUCCCAAAGUCUUGGCGGGGCAGUUGCCCCCUAGUGGUGAUCCUCACAGGAGCUGUGCAUGGCCAGGAAACUUCCCCUUCCUCCAAGGCCUGGCCUCUGUCACUGUGAGCCCAUUUCUACCUCCAGGUGAAGGAAGACUGGAAGUAUGUCGCCAUGGUAAUCGAUAGGAUAUUCCUCUGGCUGUUUAUCAUUGUCUG